Carcharodon carcharias (great white shark) is the source of this 3726-nucleotide messenger RNA. Its product is annotated as leucine-rich repeat-containing protein 10B. The record is from RefSeq and is a predicted model, not a curated record. The transcript is spliced from 3 exons. The coding region runs from base 295 to 1176 and encodes 293 amino acids. Gene Ontology annotation, molecular function: protein binding. NCBI's taxonomy places the organism in Eukaryota, Metazoa, Chordata, Chondrichthyes, Lamniformes, Lamnidae.
GUCACGCAGCAGCCUGCCCAGGGCCAGGAUCAUUGCCAAGAUGUCUCCAUGGUGAUGGCGAGGACGCGCAGAGAGAAGGAAGGAAGGAGGCGGGGACGAGCUUGCUUCUUCCCCUUACUGUAAUGUGUGUUGUGCAAGGAUUCAGUAAAGUGACGUCUGCGAAUCAGACGGGGUCUGGCUGGACAAAGGAAGCCUGAGCUUUGUUAACAUGUCACCUCCUUUCGCCCCUGGAUGUUGCUCCUGGUUUGGACAGUGUCCAUCACACAAUAGACAAGGGAGGGCUGACCUCCAAGAAUGAAAAUGGGGAGUGCGUUUCAGAAGGUUGCCUCUGUCUUAUCUUGCAGCUCUGAUGAUGAACUGAGCUGCGUUUCAACCAACAUGGAUGAAGUCAUGGCUGACAGGAUGCUGGAUGCAUGCCACAAGAAGAUAAAGAGACUCCCAGUUCCUAUCUGCUCCUUCACAUAUGUAGAGAAGCUGUACAUCAGCAACAACAAACUGAAGGAACUCCCUAAUGAGUUUGAGCAGUUGGUCAACUUAAAGAUAUUAGCACUAGACUUUAACAAAUUUGAAGAUGUGCCUAAAGUUGUUUGCAAUAUGCCGAACCUAACCCGGCUCUACCUUGGUAGCAAUAGAUUAAUGACAAUUCCUCCAGAGUUUAGGAAUCUAGAAAACCUCAGGUGUCUCUGGAUAGAGAGCAACUAUUUCAGAAAAUUUCCCAAACAAUUAAUUAAUAUGCCUAGUCUGAGGUCGCUACAGAUGGGGGACAACAAGCUUAAGACUUUACCAGAGGACCUGGUUAGGUUCAUAAACCUACGUGGAUUUUGGUUAUAUGGCAAUAGAUUCGAGAACUUCCCAAAGGUAUUACUAAAGAUGGAAUUUCUAGAAAUCCUUGAUGUAGACAAAAAUAAAAUCACUGAAUUCCCCAAUAUGGAACACCUUUCGAGGCUCAAAUUGUUUUCAUAUGACCAUAAUCCUGCUAAGCACCCGCCAAAUGUGGCAGAUGGGGUGACACUGGUAGGUGAAGGGGCAGCCGAAUUACUGGCUGCCAGAGCUCAAGAAAAUGAAGAGAAUGAUGAAAAUCAGGAGCCCCUGCACAGCAUCCUCAAAAAUGGCUCCAUGGCAUUGGAAACGGAGGGCAACUUCUCCGCUUUAGACUGUUCUCAAGAGGAAACAUGAGAUCAGCUGCAGAUACCAGCCAUGGAAUAUCACAUAUCAGGCACUGAGUGACAGCUCUGUUGAAGUCAUUGUGAGAUAGUGGUUAACUCACUGUGGACCAGUGGGAGAUGGAGGAAGCAGCUGGAGAUAUAAAUGGCCCAAGGGACCGGAACUGGGUGAAAAAUGGUCGAAAAAAAUAGAAAAGUUGGCUAUUUCUUAGUAUGACUCAAUUUAAGUCAGAUUAUAGGAUUCAGUCUUUUAAACCAGUAUGGGCCCUUCUAAUGAAAGAUCGUGCUGUGACAGAUUUAUCAGCUGAUGUUAGCAAUGUGGAUGUGCCACAUGCAAUUUAGGACCGUAUGUAUCUGUAUCACCAGAUUAACUCAAGAAUGUCUAUGACUCUGCAUUGCAGUGAUAAGAUGGCAGUUGGAUAAUACUUCAUAAGGGACAGUAGUCAAAUGAUAUCAAUAACAGUUUUAUAAUUACUAAAGAAAUGAAGAAAGAGGGUUGAUUUUUGUAUGGCAAUAAGAUUUGGGGUAAGAGUUACAUAUUUAUUAAUAAGUUGUUCUUACUAAUAAAUUUGUAAUGAAUAAAAUUCAUGGAAGUGUCACUAGAAUGUGUUACUCCUGAGCAAUUGAUCAUAUUCAGCACCAUUACUGAACUCCAUUCAUCACUUUGAAAAUAAGCUGCUUCAUCGAUGGUUUACAUAUUAAAAGAAUUCCAAGGAGUUAAAAAUAACAACUCAUUCUGUCCACAGCAGAGGUUUUAAAAAAGGGAAAGAAAAAAAAAAUCAUACACAGUAUUUGCAUGCAUGACUGCUUUGCGUUUCCAUUUCCUUAAAUGGCAAGGGAGAGAUUUUUUUAGCUGGAAGGGAGUGUGCCAGGAAUGCAGCACAGAUCUACUCACACAUCCACUCCUUUACUUCUGUUUAGGGACAUAGGAUUCAUACUAUUGCACAAAUAUAAACCAGGAAAUAUGGGGAAAAAUAUUACAAUAACUGAAAAUUGUCAUACAAUUGACAUUGGAGGAAAUCCUGUGUAAAAGGUCAUCUGCAGAAGCACUAUAAUUGAUGAGCAAUGUAAGUAAACAUGCAGAAUUUUACUGAAGACAGUUAAUUUUUAUUCCCUGACCGGUCUAUUUAAUCCACUUGUCAGGGGACUGCUUCUUCCUAAGAUUUAAGUCCUCAAAUUCCAGUAUCUUACCCUUACCCACAUGGCAAUUCUUCAAGUGUAAACCCAGAAAAUUAACAUCAGCAAGUUAUUCAACUUUUACUUCUACUGUUCUUCCUUCACAUUACCAAACACAUACUUUCCAGUAUGGGGAAAGGUAUGAAGAACAGACUCUAUGCCUCAUGUUUCCCUCUAAUCUGGAGUAGAAUGGACAACUGUAUUCCUUCAAUUCAUCACUAGCUAAGAUUAAACCUGGGGCCUGCAAUCAGUAUGCUAAGUUGCAUCCCACAUGGUACCUUUACUCGCCAAAGAAGCUGUCAAUUUAAUUCCUACUGGUACACCCCUAACUAUUGACUUAGGAACAAUAGCUUGGAUUUUCCUGGAUCUCACUUACACAGAAAUGAAGCUAAGAUAUACCUCAGUUUCUAUGCCAACCUUGUUAACGGAAUUUAUGAUGAAAUUUCUUGUGGAGUUCAUUUGGCUACACUGGAAUGUAAAAAUUGGCGUAAAACAAGUACAAAUUCAAUGCCACCCUAAGGAGUAACAUUGAGUGUGCCACUGUACCCUGCCAAGGUGCCUCAUUCUCAGAACCACUUGGCCUCUGCUGCUCUUCUUCUCCUGCCAUUAGGCAGAACAUGGAUAUUGGUAUUGGGAAAGCCAUUCCUGCUGCUUAGUCCUCUUGAAUGUGUGGAAAACCGAGAGCACUGAAGCUAACAGCACUUUGGUUAUGUAUAGUUCAAAUCUGAGGAAGAAAAAAAGCAAAAACAAUCACAAAAGAAACUGUUCUCUAAUUCCAGGAAUCUGAUACACUGAUAUGAUGUGAAUUUUAGGUUUUGCUGUGCCUAAACGUGUGGUGAAAAUCUAUGCCAGUGCAUUGCGUGCAUAAAUCUAGGAACCUGGUAUGAGCUGGUCGAUUGCUUGGACAUGGAGCUAUGUAAAUGAGCGAUAGUGAAUUUCAGCAGACUCUCAAAAGUGAUGUAAGCGAGUGGUGAAAUUCCGACAUAACUGAUUUUUAGCAUAAAAUUAGUUAAAUUAAUUCCAUGCAAAUUUCCUCGGAAGGAAAAUGACAUCAAAGAUUUCCAGAAAAUUCAGGAGGAAACUUCCCAUCCAAUGGAUUUUUAAAAAAAAACAGUAAAAGGGAGGGAUUUGGAGCAUACAACAAUAAAGGAAGUUGCAUAAAAUGUAAUUAGGAGCUACAAGAUGGUCCUAGAUGUUGUAGAGAAGCUAUCCUGCUGAUUAUGGAAACAUGGUAGAAAAUGGGAAAAAUAAAAAUACCGUUGGAGGAAUGAAGCAAAAAGACCAAUGGAAGUGCAGAAUUAAGGGUUGCAAUUCUGACAAGUCCUUUGUCAGCUACGUUAUUUUAAACAUGUUAAUUCCUCCAUUAAAACUGUAGAGGAUUUUCAUA